Messenger RNA from Lachnellula hyalina, 1902 nucleotides. RefSeq lists its product as uncharacterized. The record is from RefSeq and is a predicted model, not a curated record. Bases 1 to 1902 code for a protein of 633 amino acids. Lineage: Eukaryota; Fungi; Ascomycota; Leotiomycetes; Helotiales; Lachnaceae. The transcript is spliced from 2 exons.
AUGCGCGUAGGAGGAUCAGGCUGGAGCUGCACGGCCGCAAUGGUAGCCGGUUACAUUGGAGUAUCAUGGGCAAUAGCAACAGACGAUCAAUACACGCUGGGAACAUCGCGGAAUCCGAACUACAUCCCUCAAGAUCAGUGGCGGGAGUUCGACGGGCAGAAAACAGCUGUUGGAGUAAUACCGGCUGAACUUGCUGCUAUUGAACAAAAAACACCAGAACUAGAGGAUACGACCGAUGCGAUGGUAGCAGGCGUACAACCACUUCUCGUGACGACAACUACGUACGAGGCUGCCGUGACAGUAACCUAUCCGAAGAUUACAGAAGGACCUUCUUUGUUGAAACGAAAGCUGGGCUCAAAUCGCUGGGAUUUAAUACACGAGGGGAUCCAAGGCCAGAAGCGCGAUGCGACAGAUUGUCCAGCAAACUACCAAUUGUGCCCGAAAUCUAUGAAUGGAGGCUGUUGUCCAAACGAUCGCGUGUGUGGUACAAGUAGCUGUCUUCCCACAAGCGCUGGACCAAGUUCAGCAUGUGGCAAAGUGGGAUAUACCGCAUGCGGUAUUGCGGAUGGAGGUGGAUGUUGCCCGGGUGGUUAUGUAUGCGGUCAAGCCGGCUGCAGUCCUUCUGCUGGAGUUUCCAAUACCCAAACUUGUGGAAUCAACUCGUACCUUUGCCCAGCAUCUCUUGGCUAUGGAUGUUGUAAGAACGGAUUAGGUUGUGCUGUCGAGGGUUGUUGGACUACUAGUGCUACUACAUGGUCAACGACCGAAACCCUCACGACAACUGACGCUAGCUCGCAUUUGGUGACAAUUACUACAGCCAUUGUGACAGCAGCCACGCCCUCGGCUCCAGCUGGUUCAGUAGUGGUCGAAUCUAACCUGAUUCCGAAAGUAACAUCGACACCAACGGCAAUUGCCAAGACAGAUGCUACUGGGACCUCAAGCAGCAAUGGACUUUCAAAGGCUGCGAUUGGUGGAAUAAUUGGAGGUGCAGUGGCAUUCUUGGUUAUAAUUUUAAUCGUAGCCUUUUUUAUACUUCGACGUCUAAACACAGCCAUCAAAGCGGCCUCAGGCGGCUCCCGGACUCGCGCAUCUUCUAGCGUCCCACGAUCAGCUCUGUCGCGGCCGAGGAACCCCAGGGAAACCCCGGAUAUCGAUGCAAUGUCUGUCGACCCGUUGAUGAUGACCGGGUCAGAGGUCGGCAGCGUCCGCCAUCCGUCCUAUCAAUCACAAAGCACAAUUCAUGAAUUCGAUGCUUCCCCGCCUGUAUUUUCGAGUCCCUUUUCACCGAACCCACCUCCACAUACCCACUAUCCCCGCGGCUACCAUGCAGUCGCUCCUUCUGAAUCGGCCCACUCGAAUGUGAGCUCUAAUAAUAAAAACCCUUCAGUGGAAUCUACACCUCCAAUGGUCCAGACCAACAGAGAUUACUUCAGCGUGCCUUUGCGCUCCGAGCGCAACUCCCAAGGGUCACAAGGUAGACGACCGAGCACGCAUGGCAGGAACUGGAGCAAUGCAAGCGAGGGUAGCGAAGUAAGUGCCGUCUCAAGCGGAGCUAUCGAGCUAGAGGGAGAGCAACCGUCCCGGAAAUCCAGCAUACAUAGCGCGUGGCAGCGUUUCGGGAUAGGGAGACUUGGGAGCAAGAGAAAAAGCACCACAAGCAAUGCUCCUGUUCUCACAGGAGGCCCAACAUCAAACAAGCAAAACUGGAACAGUCCCAUGUCUCCGGGCCUAGGCCAUAUCCCAGAAGCUGGAGAAAGCCGCCACCAGGUUAACACGGGAGCGCUACGAGCAGGCAUGGAGGGUUUGAGUGGGACUCAGCUCAGAGAAGCUGGGUUGAGUAAUUCGCAGCUCAGGGAGAUGACAAUGUCUGAGCAGGGCCCCCAUUUGAAGGAGACGAGUUAA